Dendrobium catenatum is the source of this 1177-nucleotide messenger RNA. RefSeq names its product phytanoyl-CoA dioxygenase. NCBI's taxonomy places the organism in Eukaryota, Viridiplantae, Streptophyta, Magnoliopsida, Asparagales, Orchidaceae. The record is from RefSeq and is a predicted model, not a curated record. The transcript is spliced from 9 exons. Gene Ontology annotation, molecular function: phytanoyl-CoA dioxygenase activity. The coding region runs from base 56 to 907 and encodes 283 amino acids.
AUAAAUCUUCCGACGAACACCUCGAGCUGCCGUCAACGUCUUAGUAGGGGAAGCGAUGGGGAUCACCGGGAAUCUAAGCAAAGAGCAGCUCAGCUCCUUCAACUCCAAUGGGUUUCUAGUUAUCGAAUCAUUUUAUUCCCUUGAAGAGAUCCUUGAGAUGAGGAGUCGGAUGGUGGAGCUGCUCGACGGUUUCGAUGCCUCCUCUUCAGCUUCCAUCUUUUCCACCAAGAACCAGCAAAAGCUUACGGAUGAUUACUUCUUCGAGAGUGCAGAGAAGAUUUCGUUCUUCUUCGAAGAGAAAGCAUUUGGGGAUGAUGGAAGAUUGAGGCAGCCAAAGGAGCUCUCCAUUAAUAAAGUUGGCCAUGCUUUGCAUGAAAUUGACCCUAUAUUCAAAAAGUUUUCAAGUUCUGAAAAGAUCUCAAGCAUAUUUGUUUCAUUAGGAUACAAGAGGCCUGCAGUUAUGCAGUCGAUGUAUAUAUUUAAGCAACCAGGCAUUGGUGGAGAAGUGGUACCGCAUCAGGAUAAUUCUUUUCUCUAUACCGAGCCUCCAUCUUGCACGGGCUUGUGGUUGGCAUUAGAAGAUGCUACCAUAAUUAAUGGCUGCCUUUGGGCUAUCCCAGGAUCUCACAAGAACGGUCUUGUACGGAGAUUUAUAAGAGAUGACAAUGGCGUUCACUUUGAUCAAUGUUCACCAUUCUAUGAUCAAAAGGAGUUUGUGCCUCUCGAAGUGAAAGCAGGAACUUUAAUCGUUAUACAUGGUGACCUUAUACAUCAAAGCUUUGAGAAUAAAUCUACUACUUCAAGGCAUGCUUUGAGCUUGCAUGUGGUUGAUACUGAUGGAUACAAAUGGGCAAAAAACAAUUGGAUCCAAAGGAAAACAGCUCCAGAACCUCUCUACGUUUCUUGAUUCAAAUAUUCUGAUUAAAACUGGGCAUCCCGAUCGAGAUCACAGAGGUAUGGAUAGAGCUGCUCGUAUAGAAAACUGGCUGUUUUAUAACAAUACGAAAACUCUUCAUUUGCGUAGAUUUACACUUUCUUACGUACUGUUAACAAUCAGCGCAAGCUUUGAUUACUUUCUUCCUGAUAAAUAUUGAACCAUCUCAAACUUCACAGCUUCGAACAUUUCUGUGAAUAAUUUAAGUGUAAAUUAUCCCAUAAAAGGUGUAUUUUGUGAAAA